UAAAGCGACAGAGGAGAUUCCGCGUGGGUAUGCGGAUAAGAUCCGUUUCUUGCUUGGAGGCGGUGGAGGGAAACUUGGAGCGAUGGGGAAACGGAGGAACCGGAGCCGAAGCCAGAGCCAGGUGCUGAAUAGCCUCAGUAAAAAGCAGAAGAAGCACCUACGGGACUUCGGGGAAGAGCACCCGUUCUACGACAGGGUUUCUGGAAAAGAAGCAAAGCCUCAAAUCUGCAAGCUGUCAGAGAAUUCAGAUCAUUCGAGUUCAGAAAGUGAUUCAGACAGCGAAUCAGAAAAGGUCUCUGAAUACCACAAGUUACUUGCCACCCUGAAGAAUGUUUCAGAGGAGGAGGAAGAUGAAGAGGAAGGAGAGAGUGCUGUAGAAGAAGAGGCAGAAGUGGAGAGUGAAGGAGACCAUAGAGACAGCAGUUUGGAGAAGGAGGAAGAAGAGGAGGAGGAGGAGGGGGAGGAACGGGAAGGAAAGAGGGGAGGAAAAGAGGCUGAUGUGGCCCUGUCUGACGCAGAGGAUAAAGAUGGGGAAGCACUUUCCCGACCGAGAGCUGCUGAGGACGAGUUCACAGAUAGGAAACAUGAAUCAGAAUUCAGCCUGGAAACCAAUUUCCUAGAGGAGGAGGGUGGAGACCACAGGGCCCUUCAGAAGGACGUCUCGGCUGUGAAAGCCUCAGAAGAUCCAUUUCUACAACAUAUGAAUAAAGAACUGAAAGAAAAAGACAUCCAGGGUGUCAGCACAAACCCCAAAAUUACCCAGCAACUAAACUGGUCAACUCUGGGUCAACUCGUGUUUUCAACCCAGUUUCAUACGCUGGAGACUUUUAAGCCUCCAAAGGACAUUGACUUGAUGACACUCCAUCUCCAGAAGCCCUUGGAUUCCACAUGGUCCAAAAUAAACGGCCAAUUCCUCUCUGGCCCCCCAAAACCAAAUGGACCCUUCUCCCCUCUACAGAAAGAGCUCUUCUCAGUUAUGAACUCAUAUCGGGACUUGUUGUACCCAGAAAGGACAGCACUGGGGAAUGGGGAAGAGAUCCGUCAUGUGUACUGCCUUCAUGCCAUGAACCAUGUUCUCAAAGCCAAUUCCCAGGUGCUCAGCAAUAAUAGCAAACGCCGAGAUAAGAAACCAAGGGCAGGUGAUGAUGACGAUGCCUUCAGGGACCAGGGGCUCACUCGACCCAAGGUGUUAAUUGUUGUUCCUUUCCGGGAGGCUGCUCUCAGGGUGGUACAGCUCUUCAUCAGUCUCUUAGAGGCAGGAAGCAAGAAGAAAAUAGAUGUGAGUAACAAAAAACGGUUUAAGGGAGAAUAUGGGUCUGACCCGGACGAGAGACCUCCCAAUCUGAAGAGGCCUGAGGAUUAUGACGCUGUGUUUGCUGGCAACAUUGAUGACCACUUCCGGAUAGGAGUUGCAGUUCUUCAGCGAAGCAUCCGACUUUAUGCUCCAUUUUACUCCUCCGAUAUUCUCAUUGCCUCCCCUCUUGGCUUGAGGACCAUUAUUGGUGCAGAAGGAGAAAAGAAGAGGGACUUUGACUUCUUAUCUUCCAUUGAGAUUCUCAUCAUUGACCAAGUCGACAUUUACCUGAUGCAGAAUUGGGAGCAUGUCCUGCAUCUGAUGAAUCAUAUGAACUUACUUCCUUUGGACUCUCAUGGGGUGGACUUCUCCCGAGUGCGCAUGUGGAGCUUGAAUAACUGGUCCAAAUAUUACCGACAGACGCUGCUGUUUGGUGCCUUGCAAGAGGCCCAGAUCAACUCAGUCUUCAGCAAGUACUGUGUCAAUUACCAAGGGCAGGUAGCUGUGAGGAGCAUCUCGAUGACUGGCUCCAUCAGUCAGGUCCUGGUGCAGCUCCCACAUGUCUUCCAGAGACUAGAAGCUGAAAACCUCCUUUCUGUAAUAGAUGCCAGGUUUCAUUUCUUUGUGGAUAAGAUCUUACCUCAGUAUCGAGAUGCAGUCAUGUCUCACACUCUCAUCUAUGUCCCAUCCUACUUUGACUUUGUGAGACUCCGAAAUUAUUUCAAAAAGGAGGAGUUAAACUUCACCCACAUCUGUGAAUAUACUGAGAGGUCUGGUGUCUCUAGGGCCAGACACUUCUUCCUCCAAGGAGAACGUCAAUUUCUGCUUUUUACAGAACGUUUCCACUUCUAUAAAAGGUACACAAUAAAGGGCAUCAGGAAUCUGAUUUUCUAUGAGUUGCCAACCUACCCCCAUUUCUACAGUGAAGUCUGCAAUAUGCUGAAAGCCACUGGUGGGGGGGAGGAAGCCACAUGGACCUGCACUGUCUUGUAUUCAAAGUAUGAUGCCCAGAGGCUGGCAGCCGUGGUUGGUGUGGAGCGGGCAGCCCAGAUGCUUCAGUCCAAAAAGAACGUUCACCUUUUUAUUACUGGAGAAAAAUGAGGGGGGCUUUGGUGGCGAGGGAAUGGGAUUCUGUAACUCACCUGAUGACCUGGUGCUGAGUGCAUGUGGUUCUGGGAGGCUGAUGCUGAUACAUCUAAAACACUUCACCUUCUAAGGGCGUGCUUGAAAAGUGUGUGUGAGCUGAAUUUUUGUAAAUCAGAGGCUAUUUUAAAUACUUUGCGGGUAGGGACAGAGGAAGACAAGUUGGGAGACUCACAUUUAAAAGAAAUAUACAGUGGGGUCCUUCUGUAAAUAAUAGACCAUUUUUGUAAUCACUCCUAAUUUAAUUUAAGCUGGUAAGUUUAUACAUUUUGUCUAGCAAGUUGUUACAAAAUAGGGCAUACUGUAAUUGGUUGUGCCAGUCAGAGAUGAGGCACAAAGCGGCUGGUGGUAGAUAACCACUUGUUGCUACAUGUAAGGCAGAUAGGUGGUGCUUAUAGAGCCCUGGGCCUAGAGUCAGGAAUACCUAAAUUCAGAUCCUGUGCAAGUUAU
Molecule: messenger RNA, 2887 nt
Organism: Vombatus ursinus (common wombat)
Lineage: Eukaryota; Metazoa; Chordata; Mammalia; Diprotodontia; Vombatidae
Gene: UTP25
Product: UTP25 small subunit processor component
Exons: 12
Coding region: 83-2395 (770 amino acids)
Biological process (GO): maturation of SSU-rRNA from tricistronic rRNA transcript (SSU-rRNA, 5.8S rRNA, LSU-rRNA)
Cellular component (GO): nucleolus; small-subunit processome
Molecular function (GO): U3 snoRNA binding; rRNA binding
Source: RefSeq, a predicted model, not a curated record